AUGGCCAAAAGUGUGUAUAAUAAUGUUAAUCAGGUGGCGAUUGCAAUAGACAAAGACAAAGGCAGCCAAUUUGCCCUUAAAUGGGCUAUUGAUAAUUCGGUUUCUCGCGGCCAAACUGUCACUCUUAUUCACGUCAAGCAUCGCUCGGGCGCAAGUAAUUUUAUUAUUGUAUUUAUCGUAAAAACCAAUGAAGUCAUUAUCGAUGACCCGGACGUCACCAAAGCUCUAUGCGAUUACAUCAAGCAAAACUCGGUUGGGACAUUGUUUCUCGGCGCUCCAACUAAAAAUACUUUUGUUAGGUAUGAACGAUUAAUGGUUUCCAAAGUGUGUCCCGCAAUGCGUGAUCUUAAUGGUGCGAUAAUCUUUGAUGACAGAUUCAAGAGCGAUAUUCCGACAGCUGUUUCUAAGGCUGCACCGGAGUUUUGUACAAUCUAUAUUAUCUCCAAAUCAAAGGUCUCCUCAGUCCGAUCCGCUACGAUUCCUGUUCCCAAUCCUACUCCUCGACCUUUGUCCAGCCAAUCUAACUACGUUCCCAUUCCUUCAGAUGUCAUUCCUGCUGCUGCUAUUGCUUAUGCACAACAAAAUUUUGGAGGCAGAACACCGGAGAGAACAAAUUAUACUCAACGGCAAAGCUACGACGAUGAGAUUAGAUCGCCAUUCGAAAGAAACAAAAUCAGUAGCCAAUUCGAUGAAUACCAUCCAUCAGACAUCUCAUUUGUUGGUGGCAGGCCUGGUCUAGCCAUGGAUCCUUUCGCCUCGUCUCCAUUCGAGAUUCAAGACACAAUCAGUCUCCCUCGGCUUUCAUAUAGCUCAGAAACAGAGCAAAGAAACAGCUUCGGCUCACCUUAUCCACCAGGAGGGAGAUUCUCAGAUCACGGUGGCUCAUCAAUCUCAGGCUCGGAUACUAGCUUGUCUUGGUCAGGGUCGCAGAAUAUGGAAGAUGUUGAGGCUGAGAUGAGGCGUCUCAGACAAGAGCUUAAACAAACAAUGGACAUGUACAGCUCAGCCUGCAAAGAAGCACUCACUGCAAAACAGAAGGUUUGAUUAUUUUGGUUUUAUUAAACAAUCAGUCAAGCACUCUUUACAUUAAAAUGUUUGCAGGCAAUGGAACUCCAUAGGUGGAAAAUGGAUGAAUUGCAAAAGCUAGAAGAGGCACGAUUUUCAGAGGAAGCUGCAUUGGCACUUGCAGAGAAAGAGAGAGCAAAAACUAAGGUAGCCAUGGAAGCUGCAGCAGCAGCCCAGAGAGUUGCAGAACAUGAAUCACGGAAGAGAAUAGACGCAGAAAUGAAAGUCAUGAAAGAAUCGGAAGAAAAGAACAAGGCAUUGGAUGCCUUGGCCCAUAACGAUGUCAGAUACCGCAAGUACUCAAUAGGGGAGAUCGAGAUUGCAACCAAUAAAUUCUCUGAUUCUCAGAAAAUUGGUGAAGGAGGUUAUGGACCCGUUUACAAAUGCUUCUUGGAUCAUACCCCUGUUGCUGUCAAAGUCCUUCGUCCAGAUGCAGCUCAAGGACGAUCUCAGUUUCAGCAAGAGGUUGAAGUGUUGAGUUGCAUAAGGCAUCCUAACAUGGUUCUCCUUCUCGGGGCCUGCCCAGAAUACGGUUGCCUAGUCUACGAACACAUGUCAAAUGGGAGUUUAGAAGACUGCCUAGACAAGAAUAGUAAAUUGCCCCCACUUUCAUGGCAAAUGAGAUUCCGCAUAGCAGCGGAGAUAGCCACUGCCCUUCUUUUCCUCCACCAGACAAAACCGGAGCCACUAGUCCAUCGUGACCUAAAACCAGCCAACAUCCUUCUAGACAGAAACUUCGUCAGCAAGAUAAGCGACGUCGGUUUAGCCCGUCUAGUCCCUCCUUCAAUCGCAGACAGCGUAACGCAAUACCACAUGACAGCAACUGCCGGUACAUUCUGUUACAUAGACCCCGAGUACCAGCAAAGCGGGAUGCUAGGGACGAAAUCAGACAUUUACUCUCUCGGAAUCAUGCUUCUUCAGCUUAUAACCGGGAAGUCUCCCAUGGGUUUGACCCAUCAUAUGGAGAGGGCUAUUGAAAGAGGCACCUUUGCAUCCAUGCUUGAUCCGUCUGUCACUGACUGGCCGGUGGAGGAAGCUUUAAGCUUUGCUAAACUGUCACUUAAUUGUGCUGAGCUGAGGAAGAGAGAUAGACCUGAUUUAAAACUGGUUAUUUUGCCCGAGCUUAACAGGUUGAGAACAUUGGCAGAGGAGUCUAUGCCUGACCAUUACAUGAUGAGCAUGACCAUGCCUAUCCAUGGAAGUCCAAUGAGCAGCGGCCGAAAUUCUUCCUCCACUUCUAUAGUCGGAGACGACUGA
This is a messenger RNA of Impatiens glandulifera, 2322 nucleotides long. Its product is annotated as U-box domain-containing protein 35-like. The transcript is spliced from 7 exons. Gene Ontology annotation, biological process: protein phosphorylation. NCBI's taxonomy places the organism in Eukaryota, Viridiplantae, Streptophyta, Magnoliopsida, Ericales, Balsaminaceae. The record is from RefSeq and is a predicted model, not a curated record. Gene Ontology annotation, molecular function: ATP binding; protein kinase activity.